Pocillopora meandrina is the source of this 21263-nucleotide messenger RNA. The record is from the annotation of a GenBank genome assembly. Lineage: Eukaryota; Metazoa; Cnidaria; Anthozoa; Scleractinia; Pocilloporidae.
CUAAGGAAUUGGUCACCAAUGACUUUGCCACCUUGCGCUUCCGUGGCUUCUAACGCUAACGUAAUGAAAGAAAGAGCAAUAUUUAAAUAAUUUAUUAUUUCAUGACACGGUUUAAUCAAGCGGAUGAGAAAUGUCCUGGAGAGGCUCCAAAAGUUAUAAUUGGUGUUUGAAUAAAGUUUGUCUGAAGAUCAGGUCGCUGAAAUCGACGUCAGUAAAUGUCGCUGACAACCGCCACUUUUCAGGUUUACCUAUCUACUCUCAAGGUCUAAUACCAAUUGUUAGGUCCAUUAUUCAGCGGCUAAAUCCAAGUUAACUCUUAGUGUAUGGAAUGUAACGGCUGGAUCGCCAAAUGAAAAACAAACAUAUCUAACUAACAACCAAACUUUGAUAUAACCAAAUUUUUUCACUCGUUCAUUCAAGCAGUACUAUCCCCGAAAAACAAUAAUAAUAACAAUAAAAAAAACAAACAAAGAGAAGCUUCUAGGGCACGACUACUGACUAAAGUUAUUUUCUCUCCCUCUCUUCCUAGUUUCUUCCCUAGAGAAGACAUGAGCUGGUGUCAAAUAAUUAACCGCUUGAGACUUAUCUGCAGCUUAGUAAUUACAGCGAGAACUCGAAGUACAUUUUUAACUUCUCUACUGUUCGCCAACUGAAACUCUUCCGGUACAUGAAUUGUUUUCCAGUCUCCUUGGCAAUUUUAGUAAGCGGAGUUUUACCGCAGACCUCUGUGUAAUAACUCUGUAUCACAAAAUUAACACAAUAAAAGAAAAAAAAAAAAGAAAAAAAAAUGCGUUGGUAGAAAGGGAAUAACAAAAAAGGCUGGUUGCAGAGAAUCCAAAAGCUUAAAGUUUUAUUUGUGUAUGUUCAUUGUCAAACUUCUUUCAACAAUUAUAUCAUUGUUAAUUAUCUUGAAUAACGGAGCUCAUGCUAACUCGUUCUAACAGCCUUGCGGUUCUUAAAAGCGUUGAAUUGAAAAUCCAAGAAAGAAUUUAAUAAUCCCACUAAUGUUACCCCUAGGAGCUUUUUUGAAGAAUUUACAUACAACCAAGCUCGUUCAUGCAGAACUGCUAUACUUGCAUAAUUACUUGUGUGAGAAGACAGGAAAUGAAAAAUAGCUGAUUCUCUGCAUUACAAGUCACACAUACUUGAGAGUUUUUGAAGCUUCGAGGAAGGAGAUCAAGUUUCACCCCAUUGCGUACCUUCACCGUAAUGAAGCCAGACUGCAAAUAACAAAUGAGACAAUCGCUGUAAAAUAACAAACCUUGGCAGAGUAUGCAUGUCUCAUGUCGAGAAAAGCACUCGUGUUAACGUCGAUCUAAGCAAAGACGAUUUAGUUGUUGACGAAAGCCCACGAUAAUUUAAUUUGUUGUUUGUCAGACAUCAUCGAUGUCACACCAAGUCCAAGAGCGAUGUUAAGUCUUCUGCUAUUUUCCUUAGUGUCCUUUACGCCGGGAGAAAUCGAAGGUACGUACCGCAAAUUAAACGAUUGAAAUAAUCACUGCAUGUAUGUGGUCCAGCUUUACGCGCCGAAUGUUAAGAUAUCGCAAACUUCUUCCUUCAAGAGAUCCUUUUAUUAGUCUUAUCUCAUUUCAAUACUGGCAAACCAUACAUCUAUUCAGUACUUAAGAUUUUUCUAUGGAAUAUCCAGAUUAAUUGGCGUAUUUUACAUCUGUAUAUUUUGUAUACACUUGAGAAAGAUCAAGCGCAUACCAAAUGCAAGAUGAGCUAUUUAUUGCGCAGUCUUUUAUGGCUAUUGUAUUCACUGCAGCACAUAAACUUGAAAGGAAUACAAGCGUAGAUGUUCAAUGUACAAGCAAUAUUUUAAUACAGAUGUGAUUCAUUUCCUGCUGCCAGCAUUGCCAGCGGCUUGAAAAUCAUUAACGUGUUGUAGACAGUUCCAUGGUGAUACGAAAUAAUUUUGUCAUCACUGCGGCGGCAGAGCGGAAGCCUAAGAAGUUAAUAUCGAUGGCCAUGAACUCUUAAAUAGUUGGGAGAUCAUAUUUAAAAGCACUUUUAACCGAAAGGCAAGCCGUAAGAAUUAUUUCUUUUGGUUUUACCUUUCAGUUUCCUGUCAGUAAUAUGAAAAUAUUUGCAUUUUAUGUUUAUUAUUUUAUCUGUUCAAAUGGACAAAAAGUUAGCAAAAACAGAUUUUGAAGUGACUUCUGCUGUUCGUGUUUGCGUCAAACUUGAUCCUAAACCUUUUAAAAUAGCUUCCUAAAAUUGGAUCUGAUCUGUUUUAUUUUAGCUUGAGAUUUUGGAGCAAUUGAAAAGCUAAUAAUUCAAUUUUUACACGGACCGUAGAACACUGUUAAGUGUCAUGACGUAAAAGAAUGUUAGUCAAACAAAGACUGACGUAUGAGCGGCAGUCUCACUGCCGUCCUGCAAAUCGUGUCAGCAAAGAUGAAUGCUUCAUAUGGCUGAUCUCAUGUUUAUGGUGUGCAUUAUGUUUUUCAUGCAAUUUGUCGCUUCUUUUGCAAGGUUGGAUUCGUUCGAGGAUGACUAACUAACAGCUUUUUGAUGAGGUGACAAAACCAAAAUUGAAAAGAUUGAUUAAGGACAGGGGAAGGUUGAAACAGAUUGUGAACUAUCCUCCUUAAAAAUAAAGCUCAUAAAUUGUUUGAAGACAUGUUGCUUUAUUCACUCCUAUUUCAACUUUCAAAAAAAUUGUCACACUACUGGCGCUGUCUUUGCGUUGCUUUGAGUGUAAUGGAAGUCGGUUUCACUUUAUGCGGGUAGUAUCGUUCUGACUGGGUAUAAAAGUUCACUUCAUGCAGGAAGCAUCACAUUGACUGCGCAUAAAAAUAAUAUAAAUAUAGGAUGAAAAUAUCUUUCUAUUUACGUUUUCAGGAAACUGCACUAUAUAAAACCAAGAAAUUGACAGAACCCAUCGAUCGUUGAUCGAAUUCAAUCUCAACAAUUCCAUUCUUUUCCGUUUCGAGUUUGCAGGUCGCACCAAAAGGUUUCGUUAAUUUCACCCCUUGCUUUAGAUUUUAGAACAAUCUCUACUUAGCUUGUGCUCAUGAUAAUUCUGCUUUGAGGUACUUGAAAUCAGAUGGAGGAGUUGAAAACAAGGAGAAACUCACUUUUGAUGAAAUGAUUAUUUUUCUAAAUUCCAGCUAGGUCAAUUGCCCCUGAACAAUAUUAUUAUUUAUUUCUUUUCGGAAGGAAAUCGUUCUUUAACUCUCCCUACAGUAGUUCUAUAUUGAAGUUAUUUAAGUCACUGAAACUGGCAAAAUAGUAUCUGAUUAAACAUGUACAAAAGGUUCUCUGAAACUGCCUGAAAGUCAAGAGAUAAUAUUUUUCUUUUGGGUGAAUGACGCUGAGAUUGCUUUUCUAUUUAUUUUCAGGUGUUUACUUUCAAGCACAAUUUUAUCAAUCCACAUUAAAUGAAACCAGCCCUCAAGGUAAUAAUAUUCUUCCUAUGACACUUUGUUCAUGGAGUGCCCUAAAAGUCAAAACCAAAGUAAUUACAACAACCAAUCAGAAUAAAGGUAUGGAUAUUACAAGGAACCAAUAAAGAGCCAUUGUAUAAAGAUUAUUGCAUGAUUGUUUAUACACUGGCUUCUUAUUGGCUCCUUGUGACAUCUACCUAACUUUGCGUUUGGUUGUACUUUUGUUUGUUAUUGAUGAUGAGUAUAGUGCGUAGCAUGCGCACGUUAUAAAAACAAACUCGGGCAAUCACGGAUUUAUUGGCGACUUUUAAAGAAUGUCCGACCAAACUACGGUAUUUUACCUAUGUGGUCUACUCCAUUAUGUAAUGUUUUCAAAUGUGUAGCACAGGUUUGUUAGAAUUGCGUUUUUUUUUGUGAUCGGGUGGUUCAGUAAGACAGUUGCGCUUCUGAUGAAAAGGGACUUAGGAGUGGUGGUUAUUGGACACUGUGCCAGUAAUAUGAUUGCCUUAUUUUUCUCCUGUCUUAAUGGCGAUUGCAGCGAUAAUUUUGAAAACUGUGUCUGAUGAACUCGCUAUGUCCUUAGCGGCCGUGCUUACGUAGAGAAAUACACCAUGAUGACCCAACGGGAGCUAGACUGGACAAGCGAACUCUGUGUCAUAGUGUAGUGUGUCUCUUAGCCAUCGAAUCGACCCGGGGUCUAUGAUAACAUUUAGCAAUAAACUUAUCAGACUAUUUUGUGAUUUCGACUAAUGUUGUUUGUAGGCACUUUCGUCACAAGAGUGCAAGCUAUUGCUGUGGUGCAGAAUCCCGAUCCAAUCAUUUAUUCCCUAAGAGAUGACAUAGGGUGGUUUCAAAUAGACAACUCGAGCGGUGUAAUUACUACUGCAAGGACUCUAGACAGAGAGGUAGGUGUAGUACACAAGGUCCCUUGGCGGUUUUAGGACCUGUUUGGGAUACCAGCAGGCCUAGGUUUAGUAAAUGAUGAUAAAAUUGAUGACGGUUCUCACAGCCUGGAGCCUUCUGAGACUGCAAGGACUUAUCACAGCAUCGUUUAAUGCUGCGUAGAAUCCAUUUACUUCGUACCGUGUUGCAUCAUGGUUGUACCACCGAGCAUGAAUUGCGGGCGUUAGCGACUACAUCAUUCUAUUUCAUCGACAGCAGUGAGGGUUUGAUAAACUCCAGCUGAAGACUUAAAACAUGUUAAUUACCAUGGGCUAAUAGUUAAGUUAGGAGAGUAUACCACGUUAUGACUCUUUAGUAUCGCAAGCCUCACAACGUUUUUUCCUUUUUUCGUUUUCAUCUUUCCAUUUCAUUACAGAAAUUUAUUAUUCCCAAGAGAUUAUAAACUACAGUUUGAAAUCUUUUGUUAUAUCAUAUUGAUAAUUAUUUCAUGACUUUUUUCUCUCCGUUGUGUACAGGUACGUUAAUUAUCUAUUUCGUCUCCUUAUGUGUUUUAUAUUAUUGUUGAUGUUUCCAUAGGGAACGGGAAGUGCUCUGAAUUUAAAAGCUGUGGCUCAAAAAACAGGAGAACAAGAGGUAAGAGAUAAUUAAAUGAAUACGAAACCAUGAGUGAUUCAGAUUUAGACUAUGGAAAAAGACAUAGAAAAGAUUUUGGGGAAAGUUGUAGAAAUUCCAAGAAGAGAGAAUAAUUUUGAAUAUAUUUUCCCACAUGGAGUCCCGACUUUGUAUUAUCUUUUUGUCCUCUACAAGUCAUCCUUAUAAGAUUUGCAUCCAAAUGAUACAACUAAAAACAGCGGAAUCGAAAUAUUUAAUUACACAUAUACCUAAAGUUAAAUGGCACAGCAGCCCGCAAGUAAUGAAACAGACAUUUAAAGCGACAUCAUGGAUUAAAUAUAUUUUAUAAAGGUAAUUUUAACUCUAAUAGCCUGGCCAAGCAUCUGUCCCGUAUUCAAAGGUUUUUCUGCAAUUGAAAAUUUGUCGGUAGCUGAAGUGUUAUAAGUCCCUGAGAAUACACCACCAGUUUGGGUUGGGGAGUGUACUAAGAGUUAAUGAAGAGAAAGCAAAUUUAACCUUCUGAAAAAAACUUAUCUUAAACAAACUAUUACACAGCUGAUGUGCAGACAACAUAGUUAUUGUGUUCUUUUGAUCUUUAUGACAGGCUGAAGUUCAUAUUUUGUGCAUAGUUCAGGACAUUAAUGAUAACUAUCCUCAGUUUGAAAACCUGCCCUAUCGGCUCAACAUACCUGAGGUACGAGCAAGAUGACUGUUGAAGAUGUUUUGCCAAUAAAAGAAAUGAUAAUUUUUGACGACAAUAAGCAUAAUAAUGACCACAAUGACGAAUAUGACAACGCCACCAUCAAAGAAAAAAAAACGUUACAAUAACGAUAACGAUGAUUAUGACAAAGCUGACGAUGAAGAUGAAGAUGAGGAUGACGAUAAUAUCAACAAAACCUACCAUAAACCAAAUGUCAGUCACACACUUAGGUAGUAUCCACCUGCUCAAAUUUCUCUUUACGUCCAUAGGGUGUCUUAGCGGUUACUGAGGGGAGAUGUGAUAUUCUUUCUUUUGUUUACACAAUUUUUUUUUUACUCAGGACACGAAAGUUGGGGAGGAGAUUUUGCGUCUCUCAGCUUCUGAUAAAGACAGCUCAGAUCGUUAUAACAAUGUCGUUUUCUUCAGGAUUGUGGAUGGAAACACGGUUAACAUUAGUAGCAUAUCUUGUUCAUAUCUAUUCCAGUAACCAUUUUGGAGGAGGAUCUCGUAUAAUUUUUCCCUGUUUUGUUUUAAUAUGGGUUGGUCCUCACAUAGUUAAGUGUUAAGACGUUUUAGCUAUAUACGUCUCCAGUAAAAGGAAAAUCUUCCCCAAAGUUCUAAGGAAAAAGAAGUUAAGAUUAUUACAACAUUUUAAUCAAGAAAAUAUAUUUCAAAAGUAUAAUUGCUCUCGGCAAAAGAAGGGCUUUGAAAAUGAUUUUAAAAUAAUUAGUGUAUCAUUUUAUCCCUGAUUUUGGUUUCAGGAUGCAAUUUUUAGAAUUGAUGGUGGCACGGGAAGGAUAACCUUGGACAAACCUCUUGAUUUCGAAGGGUCCACACGGCAAUAUGAUUUAAACGUGACGGCAACGGUAAGAAAAACCUGCUUUGUUUAACAAUCAAGAGCUUUUUUGGUUGGUGAUCAUUUUCUUUCUUCUCGUGACCUAAAAAUGAGAUUCAAGGGUGAUAUUAUAAGGAGACUUAAGAUGCAGGUCUCUCUUAGGGGUUAAAGGGUUAAUAAUAUUUGAUAUGACUAUUCAAGUACUCUAUCACAAUAUCUUUCAUGUGAUUAGCUAGGCUGCUCACCAUCUAUUCCACUAUAGAUAGCUGAUAGCAGAUCGAUAAUAUUUGAUAUGAUUAUUCAAGUACUCUAUCACAAAGUAUUCCAAGUGAUCAGCUACGCUGCUCACCAUCUAUUCCAUGAUAGAUAGCUGAAAGUAGAUUGAUAAUAUUUGAUAUGAUUAUUCAAGUACUUUAUCACAUAUCCUCCAUGUGAUUGGCUAGGCUGCUCACCAUCUAUUCCAUGAUAGAUAGCUGAUAGAAGAUUGAUUAUAUUUGAUAUGAUUAUUCAAUUACUCUAUCAUAAAGUCUUCCAUGCGAUUAGCUACGCUGCUCACCAUCUAUUCCUUUAUAGAUAGCUGAAAGUAGAUUGAUAAUAUUUGAUAUGAUUAUUCGAGUACUCCAUCACAAUGUCUUCAUAGUAAUCAGCUACGAUACACACCAUCUAUUCCAUGAUAGAUAGGUGAAAAUAGAUCGAUAAUAUUUGAUAUGAUUAUUCAAGUACUCUAUCAUAAAUCUUCCAAGAGAUUAGCUAUGCUGCUCUCCAUCUAUUCCAUGAUAGAUAGCUGAAAGUAGAUUGAUAAUAUUUGAUAUGAUUAUUCAAUUACUCUAUCAUAAAGUCUUCCAUGCGAUUAGCUAUGCUGCUCACCAUCUAUUUCUUUAUAGAUAGCUAUAGGUAGAUUGAUAAUAUUUGAUAUGAUUAUUCGAGUACUCCAUCACAAAGUCUUCAUGGUGAUCAGCUAUGAUGCUCACCAUCUAUUCCAUUAUAGGUUGCUGAUAGUAGAUUGAUAAUAUUUGAUAUUAUUAUUCAAGUACACUAUCACAAAGUCUUCCAUGUGAUUAGCUACGCUGCUCAACAUCUAUUCUAUAAUAGAUAGCUGAAAAUAGAAUAUUUGAUAUGAUUCUUCAAAUACUCUAUCACAGUCUUCCAUGUGAUCAGCCAUGCUGCUCACCAUCUAUUCCAUGAUAAGUGGCUGACAGUAGAUUGAUCAUAUUAGAAUUUAUUUUAUUAUUCAAGUACUCUAUCACAAAGUCUUCCAUGUAAUCAGCUACACUGCUCACCAUCUAUUCCAUGAUAGAUAGCUGAUAGUAGGUUGAUAAUAUCUGAUACGAUUAUUCAAGUACUCUGUUAAAAACCUUCCAUGUGAUUAGCUAGGCUGCUCACCAUCUAUUCCAUUACAGAUAGCUGAAAGUAGAUUGAUAAUAUUUGAUAUGAUUAUUCAAGUAUUCUAUUAUAAAGUCUUAUUAAAGCUACGCUGCUCACCAUCUAUUCCAUGAUAGAUGGCAGAAAGUAGAUUGAUUAUAUUUUAUAUUUUAUUUUAUUAUUCAAGUACUCUAUCACAAAGUCUUCCAUGUGAUCAGCUACGCUGCUCACCAUCUAUUCCAUGAUAGAUGGCUGAUAGUAUAUUGAGUAGUCUAACAGUCUGCUGUGGAAACAUAAAUACUUGGAAAAUAAGGAUAUAAAUAGGUCCUUUUUUCUUCUUCGAACGGCUUGUAAAUUUAUUUGAAAACAGUUCAAUUAUUUUAACACUAAUUCAAGGUCUGAUUAAUGAUUCGGGCCUCUUCCUUGCCAACCUUUGCGCGAUAGAAACCUCGAGUUUUAAUCUAAUUGUUAAUCAUCAUUGUGCCUUGCUACAAUGGAUACCUGCAUUGCUUCAUGAAAUAUUGAAACGGUGACAUUGCGUUACCUAAAAAGCUGUUUGACAUAUUUUAGGAUCAAUAUGGUGCAUCUACGGGCAAUCAAAACUGGACAGUGGUUAACAUAGGAGUGACCGAUGCAGACGACCUUCCUGCGGCGUUUUCCCAUUAUUUAUAUGAAGUACUGAUUGACGUCGAUACACCACAGGUGAGAAUUAUAAAGAGGCCUGCUCUUUACUACAAGGGUGUAAAUGAACCGCCGUUUUGGUUACAAAAUUCGAUACUUUGUAAUUAUGAUAAACCAACCUAACAUGCACCCAGCACCCAAACGUCAGGAAUACUCUAGUGGAGUCCUCCCCUUCCCCCACGUACAAGCUUCGCUUUUUAUGAAAGUAUACCACAACCCUCCAAAGUCGCGAUUGGUUUUGAUGUUCUAUCCGACUGCGAAUUUUCUAACCUCCCCCAUAAUACUAGCGACCCACAAUAAACUAUGACUUGAUAAACCUUCUAAACUUUUAUAUCGCGUUGUAGUUUGUCCCCUAGAGUGUUAUUUUUUGACCGUAAUAACAUUUACUUUUCUACAUGGGGCAAAAGGAGGUACAAACUAAAAAUUUUUCAUGGCGCUUCUCAGAGUUAAACUUAUCACAACAGUUAGUCUUACGGAACUAAAGGCAACUAAACCUAAACAAAAGAAGUGAAUAAUCUUUCUAGAGGUAUUGUAUCUGACUAAGUGCAUGACGCGCAAGUCAAACCCGUGCAACCUUAAAUAGUUAAUUAGUCUCACCGUUAUUUUUCUUUUGUUCAAACGCAGGGAAGUGAAAUAAUCAGAGUACACGCUGAAGACCAGGAUUCUUUAAAGGCUUCAGUGUCAUACGUCAUAUACCCAGGUUAGUGUCUCAGUUAUUACAGAUAAAACUGGCUAAAAGUUGACGGUUCGAGCGUUAGCCCAUCGCCUUUCGCUCUGACGAAGGGCUAACGCUCGAAACGUCAGCCGUGAAACUCUUUGCGCUGGCCAAUUUACAUUAUCAACUCAGUUGAUAAAACCAUAAUAUCUUGUAACACCCCCCCACCGACGCGGCACCACAGUUUCUUCAGAAACUUACCCUUUUCUCUCAGCUAUAGUCUACCGAUCUGUCAGGGAAAUGGCGGGUGAGGGGGAAGGGUGGGGAGGGGGGGGGGCAUGUGAUCGAUAUGAUUAGAAUCCCACCCAAGUAGGAACAGUAGCUAGAUUGUUUCCAAUAAUUUUUUCCAUCACAAUCAGUCACGAGCUCUUGCACCAAUGAUUAAAGGAGCUUUGUGCGAUGCCUUAUAUGAAACGUGCAGCCUUAAGGGUAGACCAUUUCUUGAUACGCCAGCUGCUUAAUGUUAUGGAAAUUGAGAUAGCCUAUAGUUUUUGAGCAGUUUUGCCGUCUUGUUACGAGUGUAAGACUUUUUCCUGGACAACAUAGUUUCCUUUUAAACCCUUAGUGGUUUUUAUUGCGUUUGACAGACGUCCCCAUGUAAACGAGCAGGUCGCCCGCCUUUAGCUGAAAAAGUCUUUUAUAGACAAACAUAUCUUUGAGUUUCAUUGUUUCAUAUUGCAGCCAGUGACCCGGAGGAAUCAUUUAAAAUCAAUAACGCCACAGGAAUAAUAACAGUAAACCGAAAUCUUACUCGAAAGUCGUAUCCUAUUAUAGUGACGGUAAGUUCCUUCAACUUUAAUCCAUAUAAUCACUGUGCGAUACUGGCCGUAUCACAACCCAAAAUGUUGCGCAGAAAUAAAAAAGAGAGGACGCCUGAAGACAAGACUAGGACACGUAAACAUUCUCGGCAGCUGUAGAGUAAAGGCCCAAUUGGUUUCAGGAGAUUAAAUGCUACAUCGAUUGUUUUUUUUAUUAUUCAUUUUUUUUUCAGGCGAAAUCAACUAACCAGCCUGUUGCGUUUGCACUGGUUAUGAUAAAUGUCGGUUCAAUGCCCAAUCGAACAUUUGUGGCAUCAGUGAUAGAAAAUGAAGCAAACAUCACGGUGUUUGACUUGAUGGUAUGUGGAUAUCUGAAUUAAGAAAAGCACUCUUGUGAAUAAAAGGUUGCAUUUCACCUGAUAAUAAUAUCGUGUUUAGCAACAAUUAUCAUUAUUAUGAUGGUCACUAUAAUAAUUGCUAUCAAGCCAUGAUUGUUCUAUCUAGAGGCAUUUCUCUCCUUAAGGAACAGUACUGAGUAUAUUAGCAAGCAUACUACGUUACACUGUCAAAAAUUAGUGAUAGGCAUGACAUUAUCUGUUAUUUUUCCUUAAUUUCCCCUCCAUUCACUCGUAGAACUUGGAGAAAUAUUUCAACAUAUCAUCUCCCGAAUUCCUAAUCCACCGAGGCAACGAAGAUGGCAAUUUUUUUUUAAAUGAAACUUCGAAGGAACUGCGAGUUGCCUCUCGAGUCCUAGAUAGAGAACAACGUGAGAAGUACACUUUGAUCGUGGAGCUUCUGAAAGACGGAAGAAACAAAGGCUUCGCAAUGGUUAGACCGCAUAUAAUCAUUGUUGUGUUCAAUAUCUGUUUUCAACCCUUUACUUUCCGGAAUGAACAACUCGUAAUUUCUUCUAACAACAUUGAUAAAUUGAGAAGACAGGUGAUGAACAUGAAGAAAGACACCAACUGAGGGUUGGAUGUUCUUUUAUUUGACAAUUUUUCGUACUGAACGAUUUUUGAAAAGUGGCGCGGGAAGUGAGGAGAAACAUUAUUAUGAUCUAGUGCCCAAUAGAAGGAUUUCCUCUUAUUUAAGCGCCAAUUCAGCUUCAGCAUCGCUGCAUUUCUCAAAAAUUUCGAAAUUUUUUAAUUAUCAAGAGGCUAAUUCUCUGGAACAAAUUAAAAUUAGUUUGAAAUCGAACACUGGGGUAACGCAACAGGUCAAGUUGACUGGUAGGCUUAAUGCACAACAUCGCCUUACGUAUAUUUCAUAUAUCUUGGGCCCAAAUCGCAGGUUCUCCAUAUCUUCCUCGCUUAUCGUCCCUUAAUUCUGCAUUAUUUUCAUUACUAAGAUAAACAUAAACGUGGUUGAUGUAAACGACAACACUCCUAAGUUUGAAAACCCAACAUUGGUAAGUGUACCAGAAACCACACCCGAGGGAACUGUUGUCCUCACAGUAACAGCCGUAGACAGAGACGCAGGGCUUAAUGGUUCUGUGGUGUACAACAUCAUAGCAGGAAAUGAACAAGGUGCUUAUCGCUAGACAAAUAAACUUAGACUUUGUUAAAUAAAAAAUAUGAAUUCCAAAGUCAGAAAAUAACUUUCAAUCGCAAGUUUCGCGCACCGUCUGUUUCUCAUCUUCUUUACCAUGGUCCCUCGUGUUUGCAACACAUUUUUAAAACAGAGUAAUGAUUUCUUAAAUGUCUAGUCGAUGUCCCAGCUGAUCUCGCCCUCAAAGUUUGCAUUGUGCCCGGUCUAAAAAUUUUUGUUCAAGCAAAGGCCACCGUGCUUGUCUUGCUAUAUUACUCAUUUUAGCAAUUUGGAUUGUACAUGUGUGCCCCUGGUGCAUGCUAGUGCACGACGUCUCUUAAUUUGACUGGCACGAGAAUCUCUUUCUUGAUUACUAGUUAUGUAAGUUAUGUCUUCUUUCACAGCCUAUGCUUUUCCUUUCGUUCUUUUCCCAGCUUUCUUUGCUUUGAACAAUAAAUCUGGAGAAUUGUCUUUGGUAAAACCACUCGAUUUUGAAGCCGCCGUUCAGUACGUACUGAACGUGUCAGCUUCUGAUAUGGGAGAGCCUCGGCGCCGUGCGUUCAGUAACGUCACUAUAAACGUGACUGAUGUCAAUGAUAACUCUCCGGUUCUUCAAGCACGGAUCAUUCAAGCUUCUGUUGCAGAGGUAAGUAAAUUCGAAGCACACUUGACUUUGCCAUGACUACAAGAUUAUGAAUCUGCCUUUUUCGGUAGAAAGGCACGUAAUGGAGAAUUCAUCCUUAUAAGGAAGAUCAUCGCUUUUAAGAUCCCAGCGUUUAAUGUUUUUCUCUGCAUGAAAGAUCCAGCCACUGUAUUUUGAAAGACUGAAUCCAUCAGUAAGGUCUCUCCAGUUAUCUUCAUACCAGCUCAGUAUCAUUCAGUAGUCGCCUUAUUCUGUUGCAGGGUGCUUCCUCUGGUUCAUUUGUUGCUCAGUGUAAUGCAUCUGACGCCGACACUGCAGUAAAUGCGCGGAUUACUUAUCAGCUUGUAGAAGGCGCGGUCAACAGGUUCUCGAUUGAUAACAUUACAGGUGUCAUAACCACAUCCAGGUCGUUUGACAGGGAGACUGAUCCCGAGCUGUACACGGUAAGGCUUUUAUUAAGACUUAAUAAUUUGAUACUUUAUCUUCGUGUGAAAAAGAAACAUCAGGUAAGCUAACUGGGUUUGUCUCCUUCAAGGAAAAAACUUGUGUGUCGAAGUUUGUUUCGUGUAGAUUUUUCUAUAGGUAUAAUCACUCUAUCAGGUUUCGCACCAUGCGAUCAAACGCCCCCCCCCCUCCUCCCAGUGAUACAUGAUCUCAAUGAUUUUAGGAAACAAACUGAGCUGACAUUCCUGCUCCGUAAAAGUGCAGAAUGGCAAAAUAAUGCGAUCCAGAUCAGUUCUUACACGAAGUUGCAAAAGUUCCCUAAUUUAAUUUAAUUCAUAGAAAAUUAUCUUUUGGGGUAAGUAAAGCUUAAGAUAACAGUUUGCCAGUGUUGAAAAACCUAAAGAGGUAACAACAUAUCAUAGGAAACCAGAGAGGAUCGUAACGUAAUAACUAAAAAAAAAAUAAAACGAAAAUCUGUCCAUGUCAACAAACCGUCGCAUAUUUUCUUUACCUUUCUUUAUUUCGAAGGAGUCCUUGCACUCUAAGUCGAAGUUUCUUGCAUCAUUAUUGCUUCAAUAGCCCAACCUUAAAUCAACUGAACAUUUGCUUAUAAGUAAUAAGUAAUCUACUGCCCUUAGCUCGUAGUGAACGCCCAAGACAAUGGACAGCAUCCCCGUUCUGAUGUUGGUUUUGUUGUUGUUCAUAUCACUAAUGUAAACGAACAUUCUCCAGUCUUCGCGCCGGAAUUAUACGUAGGAGGUAAGAUACUAGAGGAAGUGUCGUGAAAAGGCUAAGUUAGGGAUAGGAAACGAGAUUAUAACCAAAUUUUAACUAAACUGUAAAAACACUAUAAUGAUAAAAUGUGAAAUGCCUAAAAACUUUUAAAUAAGGGUAGAUUUUGCGAUAGUUACGAAGACGGCUACCUCAGUUAGCGGUCAAGAGGGCAUGUGUAGUUUGAGACAGAGGUAGUGUAAAAACCACCAUAUACACAGCCUAAAGUCUGUUUGCAAGCUUAGUUACCCAGAGAGCUCAUCCCAGUUUCUGUAACAUAAAGCGACCAGGAGACUAAUUACUUCCCUGUAUCAGAUACAAGUCCUCCGGUGUUUUCCCCUCAGCAUAUGUAAGUUUCCUUGGUAAUUCUAUUCGUUUUUACUCCUAGUGGAGCAAGAGUGGAGUGUUUUUUAAGAAUACAACACAAUGACAACAAAUGGGACUUGAACUCGAGCUCGGGUCAAUAAACACCCUGUUUCCAGCCUACAUUUGCUUUCAAUUCUUUUUUAAUACAAACACCUUGUUCACUUUGUCCUAGAGCUUCGCGCUCUCCCGAAGUGCUUUUACAUGUCCAUAACCCUGCCUAGCUGAGGGAGGUUGGUCUAGGUCCCAGGCCCCAACAGGUCCAGUAAAUAACCUUUUCACCACACUCUCUUAACUGUAAAGAGUUGUAAAGAUAAGAAAAGGACAAAAAAUUGUUGUUUUCUCCUUGAAAAGGUAUCCGUAGCUUAUUUAUUUUUUCAAUUUUUCAUCGUCCUUUACAAGGUGUGUACAAAGAUACGACUUACUAUUCGCUAGUGACGACUGUUAAGGUACGUGUUAUUGGAUAAAGUCCUUUGCCUUUCUAAAUUGCUCUGUAAAGAUGUUCCCAGUGUUUUACUAUAAACCAGGAAAUAACUCCAUUUGAUAACUUGAUAACCAGGUAACAAUCCCCAGAGAUGUUCUUAUCUGUUUGUCUGUUUGUUUUUUUUUUAAGUACUUAAUCCUGUUUAGUUGGGAAAGAAGAAUCUCCAAAGUUUUUGGAUCAUUUUGCAAAUUUCUUAGGACUUAACGACCCAAAGAAAUAAAAUUUUGAAAACCCACUCUCGACCUGACUUCUGUUCUCUCGAAGCGAAAUUUUUACCAAACCUAUAGGGGUUGAAAAUCGUGUCGAUGGUAGGGUAUAUAGACAGAGGGAAACAAGAAACUGAAAGGGAACAGGGAUGGUCGUGGAUAGAGAAGAUUAGUAGACAUUGACUAAUUAUAUUUUUAGUUUUAAAAUACAGUUUAUGAACGAGUAAUACCCUAAUUUGGCAGAGAGAAAUUUAUCAAAACUUAAAGAAGAAAUGUAGUUAAGCAGAAAUCAGUAUGAAGCUGGGUUGUCAGCGCUUUGUGUUUGACAUAUUCUGUGUUCAGGCGAGCGAUGCUGAUUCAGAUUCGCAAUCCGCUAUUACCUUCGAACUUGUCAAUGGCAAUGGGCUGGGGUUGUUUCACGUAGAGCCUGACACAGGUCACGUGAGAGUUGCAACCUCAUUGGCUGGUAAAGAUGGUUCAAAGUUCACUCUAGAAGUAAGUGCCUCGGACGGCCGGAAAAAGGCAGCCACCAACGCAAUUGUAAACGUAAGUAUGAAAAAGAUGCCGUAAAGUCUUUUCGAGUUUGCGAAAUAUAUAAUUAGACCUUCGUUUCUUCACCACAGUUUUUUGUCUGAGUGCCGUAAUCAAAAUGGCCUAUCAGAAAGUAGUAAAUAUCAAAGGAAACCAACAAAAUCAUUUCUUGAGGCGCAGAUUAGGAUUCGACUCUGUUUGGCAAAAGGGGGGGAUCAGGUGACGCUUAUUUUCUGAACCAGUUACAGAGUGAGGUACAUGUAGAGUGCGAGCAUCAUUCCUGAUUGCUCAAGAUAAGUGAAUUAGCAUGCCCUUCCGUAAGAGAUUGAAGAAUUCUUAAAUCUAGCUGAUUGACAGUAAAGUCAAGCAGUAAUUAACAGUUUCACUUGGAAAUGUUUGAGAUAUGUUUCCUGUAGUAUCGUAGUAGGUUGGUCAACUGUGUUAUUAGAGGAAAUGUGGACAUAGUAGAACGUCUCAAGACUUUCUUGCAUAUUUCUUUAGGUUUUUGUUCUCCGUGAUGAAGAUUCCAUUGCUAUAAAGGCAGGUGUGGUCCCGGGAGAGAUCACGAAAAGCAGAGCGGAAUUUCUUGAGUAUGCGUAGUGAUUUAGAUCUUCAAUAAUUUCACAAACAUAGCCGAACUAGUUAAGAAUAUAUUUCUUGAUAAACACUGAUAAAAAAAUUUCAUCAAAAGUAUUGUAGGGUAGGUGUCGUAAAAGUGGCGACAGAGAAGAGAAGCAAGAAGGUAACCGUGACAACCGCGUCACAGCCCUUUAUAAGGCACCUACCAAAAUUCAACACGGACAAACUGGUGUGUGGAAUGAACACCAAAAGAGUGGGAGGAUGGGAAGGAAAUAGAGCAAGCAAAGCAGCAAAAUUGAACCUUAACUUAGCUUUUAAAAAAAUGUAAUCCCACAAUUUAUUAAUUUUUUUAGAAAGGUUUUACCUACGUGCAUAAUUUUCAUUGGAAAUUAGAAAAGAUUAGCAUUACUGAAGAAGAGAUCUGAUAUGUACCACCGAUAUAGUCGAGUCUUUAUUGUUUCACACAAUCAAUAUGGUCAACGUGACCUUACGUGAAAACGAAACAUAUGUUAUCAGACUGCAAAUAGGCCAACAGUUGUAUUUGAUUGUUUCGGGCCAACACAUAUAUAGCAGUAAUACUAUUACUAUUCUUGGACAGAAUGCUUAAAUCCAUAACGGGAGGAGAUGCCCUUAUAAAGUAUCUCCAGCAAGAAGAUGGUGAAAACGCGUAAGUAUCACCUGAUCACUAAUCCGCUCGGUUAUAUUUACUGUUCACCCAUGUCUAUUUCACUUCCUUUAUUCUUUUAAGAAAAAUGGAUUCCCAUUUUUCUCAAAACAAACCGGCAAGACCUCCUUAAAGGAAUAGAGAAAUCUUAUUGAUAACUUUGAAAACGAAGUUGGUUCAGCUCUGAACUGAUAGCCCGUUGACAAGGAAGCUAAUAAACUGUUGUGUUACCAGUUAUUUGAUUGACUCAAAAAUUGUCCUUAGCUCUUAUAAUGCUCAAUUUGCGAGCUUUGUUGUUAUCCGUUUUUGACACUACUGAAAAGCCCAUUACGGUCUCCAAAUGCAAGAAUCAUUUUUUAGAACUUAACUAACAGUCACAAAUGUCCGUAGAAGCUAAUAAUCAGUGUGUAUUUCAACGCUACAGGACUCUUGUGACUUUCAACGUGGUGAGAGGUGACGAAGUAAUGUCGGGAUUUGAUAUUACAAGGUUAGUGCUAUAAAUUGGUUAAAUUUUCAAAUAAAUAAUCUUCAGGUGCAAGUCACUUAUCGAGUCUAAGGGCGUUACUUCCCUGAAAGGCGGGAAAACCGGUACGAUUUUUUCACUCGUGAAAAAAACCGUAUCAGGCUUCUGAUUGGUCAUACGACAUCUUUUACUGGUGAGAAAAAAUUGUACAACCAGUGGGAUUACUUCUCAUCAAAGACAGACGACUUGUAUUCAUUGAAUUUACACUGGACAAAUCUCAGUACUUGCAUGACGAGUUCAUUUCCAUUUUGGUAAAGUUUAAAACAUUUUAAUUCCUCUUUUUGAUAAACUUCCCUAGAUGUGGUAUGUUGUAAAUUCUAUUUAGUGGAAGUCAAUCAGUUUACAGGAAAGCCGUCUUAAUGUUCAACAAUAUUACGCCCAACCAAUUCAUCGUGCUCGAAGAUCUCGUUCCUAUCGAAAUCCAGUCGGCGGCGCCAGUGAAUUGCUUAUGUCAUAAAUUUCAGCUUAUAUCAUAGCUCCCUUCGCAAUGUUGCUGACACUUUAAACUUGUUACCCGCGAACAGCUUUAUCGUGUAACGUCUUACAAUAUUUUUUCCCUUUUUAGGGCUUUGUCAGACAACGAAGAAGCUUUAAAAACCACAUAUAAAAAGUUCAAUAUAUUAUGGUACCGGCCCCCAGGUGGACCUCCCUCAACAGAGGCUCGUAAGGGUACUGAGGAGGAGUUAUCUGCCGUGGUCGGAGCCAUGAUCUGCCUUGGUGUCAUUAUUGGUCUAGGAGCGAUAAUUAUGAUAAUUAUAUUGAUCAUGUGAGUGAAUCUCAGAGCCAUAAUUAUGAUGAUUAUAUUGAGUGAAUCUCAGAGCAAUAUACAGAUAAUACGAGCAUGAAAAAGGCACCUGUAUGAAUGGCUUCAAGUUCGUGUUUCAGACAAUCUUGUGGCUGAAAUUGGUGCUAUCGCCAUAAUCGUUACAUACUAUAAUCGGUGAAUUACCUCACUCUUACUAAGAGUAGGGUCUAACAAGUUUAAUGUAGGAAUUUCUUGGGCUGUUCUGAUUGUGCUUGAAUGGAAGUUCAUUCCUUUUUAUGUUUGUUUUAGGAGAAAAAGAAAUGGUCAGAGUCCGUUCAAGAAAAAGAGACAAACAAGAGUGACGUUCAAUGACAAACCUUUCUUGUAAGUGACAUGAAACAUUCAUGAGUUUUCUCUCGGUAGAAAACUUGUCAAACUUUCCUUAUACCAGACAUGGUUUGAUGCUACUCCGGUUUAAAGAUUUAAUGAGAAGUUAAAAUUCAUAGACCCUGGGUCUAUGAAUUGUUACUUCUCGGUUAACAUUCAUUCUUUAAACCAGAGUAGCAUCAAACCAUGUCUGAUUGUCCACCUAGUUGCCUUGUGGACUUUAGUAUGUUUCCUUAUGCCAUUUCUACAAUUUCAACUUUAAUGGCUAUUUAAGGAUGCGCACAUCAUCCCUGACAUUCCAGCCUACAUUACGUACUACACAACAACACGAACAUUCAUUUUUGGUUUAAAAUAAUUUACCUCGAAGAUUAUUUGAAGAAUGUCAAAUUUAGUAUCUUUCAGUUGAGUGGAAUGUGCUUGAGGUCUCGAUAGGCGAAUAUUCUUGUAUCUGCAAGUGUGACCUCUGAGCUUAGAUUAUGAUUCACUAUUCAGUUACAUUCAUAAAGAAUGGCCUUAUAAGCGCCACGAGCUUACGGAUAUGGCGCUAUAGAAAUCCUUAUUAUUAUUAUUAUUAUUAUUAUUAUUAUUAUUUAAUAGAGAGUCAUGUUGUUCUGUCGGCAUAUUUUAGUUAACUAGCCUUAUUUCUCCUUACCUCAGCAUUGAACCUGUUCAGACUGCUGUGACAUCAAACCACGUGGAAUCCGCACAGGUAACAUCUCCCAUUAUUCAGUCUCAGCUCCCUGCGUACUAGUAGUGCUACAAUAUAAAAUGACAAAUAACUGCUGCUAAACACUCUUACUCAACUGUUUAGAUGAUGUUCCAUUGUAUUUUAAAUAAAUUUUUAUUCCCAAACAUCCUAUAUUAUUAGAGAAAGGCAAUUGAAAUCAUUUAAAGUUUUCGCACUGUGCAUUGUAGAUAGUUAGUUACCAGCAUAAACUGGUACCUGAAUAAAACUAAUUUUGUUAUAACUUCUAGAAAUAGUUUUCUGACCAGCAACAGACAAAAAUUUAUCACAAAAUAUUUUUGUUCCUGACUUUCAGAGCAUUUUCAUACAUAAAGGACACCAGAAAAAAAGUUUCAGUCAUAUAAAAACUGGACUUACAGAAAACGAUUUUCAUUUAACCUCUUAUAACAUUGCAUGCCAGUUAUGAUUAAGCCAUAAUUAUAGAACCCCACCACAUUUUAUGAUGCAGACUGUGAUUUUAAUCAUUUAAACCUCUCAAUCAGUGCUAAUCUGUAGAUAUGAUCAAUCGAUGUUUUUCGUUUAUAAAUGAUAGACAAUCGAUUACGUUGGAGAAGCCUGUUUACUUUAUCAAACUUUUACAGAAUGGUCCAACAUCUAAUGAUGUUCGCGCUCACAUGGUGUGCUAUCAGGCAGACAUAAAAUACGACUUCACCAUGUUAUAAAAUGUAACUAUAAAAAUGAAAGUAUUUAAAAAAUAUUUCUAAAUUAUAAUACGCAGUAAACUAUUAUUUAACAAUUAUUCGCCUCUGGCUCAGUGAUUACUGUUGAAUAAUCCCCGAGAGGAAGUCAAGGGAAUUAUUCAACAAUAUUCACUGGGCUUGAGGCGAAUAAUCUUUUUAGCAUAAUUGCUCUAGUGCUUUCGAAUUCUGUUGUAAAUAUUCGUUUUGAUGCUGAAACCAUUUAGUUUCAAUUGUUUCGAUACUCGAGAUAAACAGCCACCUUCCACUCGAAUUUCACAGGUUCAUUUAAUUCAAUCAGCAAAUUUCAUAUCUUUCUUUGAAAAGUGUUACUCAGAAUUGAAUUUUCGUUAUCGUAUUCAUCAGUACCUCGGCAACACUGACAAAACGCGAGGUAGCCAUUUUUUACUUUGGCGCUCCUGCUUUUAUCACUUCGCACGAGGUGAUUAUAGCGAGAUAUGAGGCAAUCCUCGACCAAUCAGAGAGCGUGCAUCUCUAUAAUCACCGGAGCAAUUAUGCUAAAAGAUAAUAACCAGCAAAUAAUUUGAGAAGCUUCUUAAUCAGAAGUUUAUAACAAUGGUAGAAACAAUAUUUUCAGGCAUUGUUGUCUUUUUGAGGUACUGGUAACCAAACAACUAUUAUCACUUGCUCGAUAAUGUCCAGUGACCUCAGCUUUUGUUUAUAGUAAUGUUUUGUUCAUAAGAUUGUUACCAAAAUACGGUCAUUUCUUUGUCAAGUCUCGCAGUUUGCUUUACAGAAGUAACCCUUUGAAAUAUAUAGAUAUUUAAUUCGUAAACAUAUCAUGUCCCAGGCUCCUGGAGUUUAUCUCUUUUUCGUUCCUAUUUGCGGCCUUGACGCCCUGAUGACUUCACAGUAAAUAAUGACUUACUGAAUAAUCAACACACCAGGUUCAAGUCAUUUAACUCGCUAUAUCCUUUCAUUUUCACAGGAAGCUCAAGAGGUUAUAGUCCAUAUACCAGCCGAGGAUGACAACAGUUCUGAAGGCAGUGAUGACGGUUCUCGCGGCGAAAUGAGCUUUUUAAAUUUCGGCUACGGUUCGCAACUGGCAGCCAUGAGGGAGGAAGAUCCGGAAGAAUAUGUUGACUUAGAUCAUAACGCGUUCUUCCCCCCUCCGCCUAAAGGCCCGCCGCCGAAGCCACCGGAUUCUGACGAGGAAGACUCCGAAGAUGCCGACAGCAUCUCGAUGGGAUCACGAAGUGAUUAUGAAAAUGAGUACUCGGGAAAGUACAACCCAGAUGACGUAGCAGAUGUCAAUGAGACCGUGUUAAGCCAUUCUCCAUCGGACUCUACUACAGGAAGCACAGACCAGUUAGUGACUGGUUAUCCAAAGGUUACGUUUCGUAGUGGUGGGUUUUUGCGAAGUUUUUCGCUGAACGAAGCGACGACUGAGUUGUAGGAAAACUACACUGAGUCGGACAGUUUGAUGAUGUUUUUUUUAGACAUAAUACAGAGAAAACCAACAUAUGCAUUCAAAUAACAUGAAAUAUUAGGUUGUUCAUAAGGAAAGGAACAAUGCAAUCCAAAUUUGAUCGUUUUAGCUCAACAAAUUGGUGUUAUUCCGCAUUUCAUAAUAAUUUUUAAGAUUCUAGGGUAAUUACUUUUUUCUUUGGUCCCCUAAUUUCAAUAAAAUGCACCGUGUUUAGUCUCAUUUUUUUUAUUCUAGCUUUUGAGUUUUAAAAAACUUAAUCUUUCGUGUUUGAAAAUAUGGAAUUUUUGUCUUAGGAAUCUUUUAACGGUGUAUAUUUCUGAGAAUUUCGAUCAUGAAUUUUGAUCGCUAAUUGGUAUACGUUUAAUUGGAAUUCUUUAGUUUCAUGGUGAGUUUUAUUAUGCACUUUGAAGGCAACCUAGAAAGAUUAUCAUAUAUAAUUCUUGUGACGAAAAUUUAUUUUUUGACAGUUAAAUAUUAGUAUCAAUGAAAAAAAUAUUUUUUCAAAGGUGAAAAUAACCAACUGAUUCAACACCGGUGUUGAACAUAAUUCCUAAAGCCUUAAUAUU